Molecule: messenger RNA, 5782 nt
Organism: Branchiostoma belcheri (Belcher's lancelet)
Lineage: Eukaryota; Metazoa; Chordata; Leptocardii; Amphioxiformes; Branchiostomatidae
Product: WD repeat-containing protein 20-like
Exons: 4
Coding region: 207-1988 (593 amino acids)
Molecular function (GO): protein binding
Source: RefSeq, a predicted model, not a curated record
ACGUCAAGCAUCAACCUCACAUCUUCCAAGGAUCGCCCGUUCCUUGACGUGACCUUGGAAAAUGUGAAGGUGACGAACAAGAUACGCAAAAACCGCGACGAAGUUUCGCGGGAAAUUUUGCAGAGGAUCCUGGGUAAUAUGGUUGUAAUACGCAGGCGCAGGGGGAACAUCCGGGGCCUGGCAGAGUUCACUCCUAGAAAUCCAACAUGGCGGCCGAGGGAGGAGGAAAAGAGAACGAACUCAAGACACAAUUUACCACCAGAGAGGGCACGUACAAGCUGCUCUCCCUCUCGGAAUACUCCCGGCCGAAUAGGGUACCGUACAACGCACAGGGCUGCCAUCCCGUCAGGGUGUCUUUCAUCAACGUGAGCGGGGAAAAGGACGGCUCGGGCGACCGGAUCUGCUUCAACGUAGGCCGCGAGCUCUACUUCUACCCGUAUAAAGGUGUCCGCAAGGCAGCUGAUUUGACCAAACCAGUAGACAAACGUGUCUACAAGGGAACGUUACCGACGUGCCAUGAUUUUAACCAGCUGACCUGCACCAGUGACAGCGUCAGCUUGUUAGUAGGAUUUUCAGCGGGGCAAGUGCAACUCAUCGACCCAAUCAAGAAGGAAACUAGCAAGCUUUUCAAUGAAGAAAGACUAAUAGACAAGAGCAGGGUAACGUGUAUAAAGUGGGUCCCCGGGACGGAAAACAUGUUCCUGGUGUCGCACGCCAGCGGGCAGAUGUACAUGUACAACGAGGAGCACCCCUGCGGCACCACCGCCCCCCACUACCAGCUGCUCAAGCAGGGCGAGGGCUUCUCCGUCUGGACCUGCAAGUCCAAGUCCACGCGCAACCCCAUCUUCAGAUGGGUGGUGGGCGACGGGGCGCUCAACGAGUUCUCCUUCUCCCCGGACAAUAAGCACAUCGCCUGCGUCAGCCAGGACGGUUUCCUUAGGGUUAUAGAUUUUGACCAAAUGGAGUUAAAGGGGAUGAUGAAGAGUUAUUUCGGAGGACUGCUGUGUAUAUGUUGGAGCCCCGACGGGAAGCUUGUGGCCGUGGGGGGCGAGGACGAUCUCGUGACGGUCUGGUCGUUUGCGGAGAAGAGAGUGGUGGCGCGGGGGCACGGACACAAGUCGUGGGUAAGUGUGGUCGCCUUCGACCCCUUCACCACCAUGGUGGUGGAGGGCGAGGCGGGGGACUUCAGCGGGAGCGACGACGAAGGCGAGGACUCUCAAACGAGUAGAAACAACCCGGGCUCCAAUCCCGGCUCCAACCCCGGCUCCAUGAGGGAGCGGGCGAACAGUAGCCACUCGCGGGCGUCCAUCUGCAACGCGGACACCAGCAACGUCACCACGUACCGGUUCGGCUCGGUAGGACAGGACACGCAGCUCUGCAUCUGGGACCUGACGGAGGACGUCCUGUACCCGCAGCAGCCUCUGACCAGAGCGCGGACUCACACCAACCUCACCAACUCCCUCCCCCUACCCUCGGGCAGCGCCACCAUGCCCAGGUGCAACAGCCUCCCCCACAACGCAGUCCACUCCACGGGGUCGGCGCCAAACUCCAAGGAGAAGAGCCUGACCGACGGCUCCAUCGCCUCCGGAAUCACCAGCAAGUUCGCCACAUUGACUCUCGGGGACAGGAGAGACAAACACGAGAAGCACGAACACAAGCGGAAUUACAGCCUGUCCAGCAAGAGCAGCGACAAGUUGAACUCGAUAAGCAAAGGUCACAAUGCUCACUCCAAAAUGUUGGAAGACUAUGCCAGGCUGGGCACUCCCUGCUGUCCGAAACUGGAUGAGGUGCCUCUAUUAGAACCUUUGGUGUGUAAGAAGAUAGCGCAGGAGAGACUAACAGCCCUAGUGUUUAGGGAGGACUGCAUAGUAACGGGAUGUCAAGAGGGGUUCGUCUGCACAUGGGCCAGGCCUGGCAAAGUGGUGGGUGUCUGCAAUGGUCUGAGCCAGACCUCUUCCACACACUCCACGGGCGGGACGGUGGUAUAGUCCCAGUGUAGGCGGGCAGGGCCCUGCAUCACGUCACCUGGAGGCAGCACAAGCCAACACACCUGUACAUGUACACCUGUAGACAACAGCUCCCAGUUUUUCUGUACACUCCUUGUAUAAGAAGCAUGUGGGUUUCCUUACGAUCCAUGUGUUCUGUCUGUGAGUAGACAAAUAUAAUGUGUUAGGACUGGCACACCAAGAUCUUAAUAUUUAAGAAUCACCAGCAAUGGCUUGAACUUAACAUAUAGCCGAUUACUUCAGUUGUAGUCUUAGGUUCGACUUGAAGUAUUCUUCCAGGAGCAUCAGCCUUCCUUGUCCCACCUAAAAGAACACACACUAUAAACUGAUACGAAAACAAAAGAACUUUCUCUAACACAAAACUACAAGCUUCUGUGUUUAAAAGAAGAGCCUACGUAGAAUCUGCUGUCAUCUGACACGGUCUUUCUCUUGUUAACUGUCAACACUCCCUCCUCAAUCUUGGAAAAGAAAAAACUAGAAUGACAUACAUGUAUACUCCUACUUACCUAUGGAAUACAUUAAAUACUUGCUUUUUCAGUGCCUGGCUAGAAGUUUUAAACUAUCAACUCUUGAAGUAAACUAAAUAUCAUUUGAAGGGAAGGGAUCUUCGAGAAGACGUUGGAAAGGAAGAGAACACUAAAUUCAGUCCUUACAUACCUUUGAACAGCCCAACGCUAAGUUAAGGCAGUUAAAGUUUUUUGCUGUAAUAUGGCAACAACAACAAAAAGUACACCACACUUGCAAUAAGGCACAUUGGCAAUAACAUUUCUAUCCUGUAAUAUCUUCAUGACAUUUUGUAUUGUCCUUCAAUUCUAAAUGUUUGCCCUCAAUCUAAAGGCCCGUCUUGAAAAAUGGUUCGAACAAGGACAACAAACUUCUGUAACUUACAUAAAGUACGGAACUUGUCACUUACCACCAGUUGGUAUGAAAGAAAGAUACAAUUUGAAACAGUCACUCAUCCAAAAUGGCUAGCCUCCACCAGGCCUUCCUACGGGGGUGCGGAUCCUAGAAUUCAGCAAAAGGAAAGGAUAAUUAAUUGGCUAGGAGAGUCAGUCUGCGGGAGGUUAGUUUCCUCCUCCAAACUGCGUGCGGGUUAAUGAACUCUACGGUGGCCAAACUCCCCUGGCCAAUUAUCCUCCCUAUUUGGCUUAAUUUUACUAUUUUGAACCCGUGUUGUUAGUCUGUUGGAGACUUCCAAAUGGCUAGGCCGCUCACUCAAAUCCAUGUGUGUCUGAAAUAAUGCAUUCCUUCAACAAGUAAGGACAUCCCCAUACAUGUAUGCCUCUCUCAGUUCUAUCAUUCAUUGUCUUAAAUCUGUGGGGAUACAGUAGUCACUAAGAAAGUCGUUUUUUAAAUGAAUGAACAGGACUCUUAGCAAAGAAGCAUGUUUUCUUUUCCGUCACUAAGAUUGCUUGGUGUUUAAUCAAAAGUAUCAACCUAUUUAUUCUGAAUAGUAACUAAGAAUAUCAUAAUUGCGUAUCAAGUGUAAAAUGCAAAACUGGUGCUUUUUUAGUGAUGGUGCAUGUACCUAAUGUGCUAAUUUUAUGGUACAUGUAAAUAAUAAAAGUUCCUAAUAAUUAACUUUAAUUGAACGUGAAAGCCACCUUUGCCUUUGUCCUCGCAUGAGAUAUAAUUAAUUCUUGUGGUGUUUGUUUGUUUGUUUGUAUUUAAAGAAAAUGUACAAAAGAUUUCCAUGAAGAAGAUAUGACAAUUAUGAAUUGAAUGUUAAUUGAAGAGAAAGGAUGCAAUGAUACAGAAAUAUGAAUAGGAGCCUUAUGAAGGGAAAAUUAGUCAAAUCUAUCAAAAAAUAACUGACGAAAAUAAUGUCCUGACAAAACUGCAGAAUACAGAAAAUACUGUAUGUAAUUCAUAAUUUUCAAACCGAUUAGAGCAUAUCCACAAAUAAAAUGGAAUCAUCGCAAGUAAAUUUUUAAUUGUCCUUGGUCCACAUCUGCUAUUUCUACUGUCUUCAUCAAGUUAAAACUGAAGUUGUCUCACAGUUCUGAUUCUCAGAUUCAACACGCUCUAUAGGCAGUACCCUAGCUUCCAUUCCAGUUACGAUUCAGGCUAAUUUAAAGUUGGAAAGAAAGCCAUACAGCACAUGUAGCCAUUUGCCCAAUGCAGUAUAUAUACUGAGAAAACAUUUCAAGAGGCCUUUUUGUUGUUAUUACUAUUAGGAAGUAGAAGUAAUGAGGAAAGCUGACCCAAGUUGGAGUUGAUCUUGUAGCAACAUGUGCACGAACUAAAGUACUGAAUUUGAAUUAGAUUCAACGUCUGUUUGACAAAUCAAAAGUAAGUAUGGCACAAUGUUAGGAAAGACCUCACUAAAAGAUGUAUUGAAAAUGCCUCUGCAAGUUUCCCGGAUCGGUAGAAAAGCUGUUUCAAAUUUCUUACAGAAAUGACACAAUCAAGCAAUCAAGUCUUUGUAAAUGAAGUGAUGAUGGUCUGCGUACAUCUAGCCAAAGAAAUGUCAAAAUAUCAGGCUAGCUUUGUUGCCAUUACUAAAGAGAAUCAUGAAAAGUAAAUCUGUUGGUAGUUCUAAAUGCUGUGACUGUAUCUCCUUAAAAGUUUUUAUACCACGAAAAGAAUUGCUAAUAUUAAUGCAUGGAAUAUCGUGACUGUUGUGUUCAAGUCUUGGGAAAUCCAUUCCAAACUAAAAACUAAUUUAUCCAUAACAGAACGGUCCUGUCUAUCCUUUUUAAGUUUGUAAACCUGUAUGUUGCUGACAAGGUACAACAUAUUUACUUGAAGUAAAAUGACAUAAUUUACAAUGUGCAAAUGAAUGGAACUGGCUGGUAUUGGGUUACUAGUAUUGGGUCCUUUCUGGAUUUAAUCUUGCUAUAGGUAAUAAGAAGAAUCCUUUUCAGUUUCUGUUCUAUAUCUGAUUUCCUUAUGCAACAACCACACAUUCUAAAAUGCUGUAGUUUCCUUUCGUAGCAUGUAUAAAUUUCCAAGGGUGUGUUGAAGAAAAGUAUGGUAGCUGUCUCCAGUGUGUAAAAUGGUCUGAAGAAGCAAAACCCUCUCUUAAAGAUUUACUGAAGUCCUACAGCUCUUGAUAGUAGUGAAGAUAGAGAGCUAUCAUUAUGACCUUUAUUUGUACAAGUGAUUUACCCAUUCCACAUGCUCUAAGCAGUGUACAGUCUUUUAUUAAGUAUUUUAUAACGAGCACUCUUGCCUAGAAGACACUUGUUUGAACAUGAUUUGAUGUGUUGACAAUAGAAAGUAAUGUAAAACCAUACAACAGAGAAAAAAAAAACUUGGAAAGUACAUUGGAACUAGGAAAAGAGCUUUCUCCUAUACUAAGAUUUCCUCGUUUUGUGGGGAAUGUCGCUGUCAAAUGUCAGAAACUUUUAACUGUGAUAGAACUAAGAACUCACCAAGGACAUUACGACUGCUUUGCUAGCGUUUUGGUUUCUCAAGAAGAAGAAAAUACUUCAGGCAGUAUUCUGACUGAACUUUAGUGUGUGCAGGAAAAAACCAACAAGGGUUUGCACACUAUAAAUAAGACAUUGAAGUAGGGAGGGGCACCAUGUAUUGUACAGAAGCUGCAAAAAAAUUUUAUUGGCCUGGUCCAAGCCCUUUAUAAUCCAAAAGAUGGAAAGCACUAAACCCCUCCAGGGCCCUGUGUAUUUAUGUACAGUGUACAUAAUACUUCAUAGAUAAAAAAAGAAAUACAUGGCUAGGUAGAGCUGGCUGUAUGUACCUGAGAGUCGUUUGUAUAAUCUGCUGCAAAAAAAUCACUACACCUGUGAAUAAAGUAUUCUAUGAUAAAUCUA